UGAAGAUUAGAAGAGCCAACCACCUACCUAUGCCAUUUUGAUCGUGAUAUCGUGUCUGGAAGAGUAGAAUCCGAGAUGGCGAGCGCGAGCACUCUACUCUCACAUCUGCAGCUCAACUACUGCUGCUGUAACCGUCAGGAUUUCAAUGGAAAACAACGAACUUCUAUGCAAAUCUACAGUGGUAGAGCUGGGUUUCGAAUUUCGGAUAGUCUCCGCCGUAAAAAUUUUGGUCGUGUGGUUUGCUUUGCUGUUGAUGAUGUGAAAACACAGCAGGAAACGCAGUUGGGUGGUGUUGGCUCAGCUGUUCAAGAAAGGCCAGUUGCAAUUUCAGAUCUGACAGAUAAUUCAAGAGAAGAAAUUAUACAAAAUGACAGUCAAGAUAAGGGUGAAAGUGCUCUUUAUAAUUUUCUUUAUCCUAAUAAUGAGCUUCUCCCAGAUGAUAAGGAGAUGAGUAUAUUUGAUCAUCUAGAGGAGCUACGCCAGAGAAUUUUUGUGUCAGUUCUGGCUGUUGGAGCAGCUAUCUUGGGGUGCUUUGCAUUUUCUAAAGAAUUGGUUAUACUUCUUGAAGCUCCUGUGAAAUCCCAGGGGGUUCGCUUUCUUCAGCUAGCUCCUGGAGAGUUUUUCUUUACAACUUUGAAGGUAUCUGGAUACUGUGGGCUUCUUUUAGGAAGUCCAGUCAUUCUCUAUGAGAUUAUAGCAUUUGUUGUUCCAGGUCUAACAAAAGCAGAGAGAAGGUUCUUGGGGCCUAUUGUUCUAGGCUCAUCGAUACUUUUCUAUGCUGGUGUCGUCUUCUCCUACUUGGUUCUCACUCCAGCGGCCUUGAAUUUCUUUGUCAACUAUGCCGAAGGGGCAGUGGAGUCUCUGUGGUCCAUUGAUCAGUACUUUGAGUUCGUGCUUGUGCUCAUGUUCAGCACAGGCCUGUCUUUCCAGGUUCCCGUUGUACAACUGCUACUAGGACAAGUUGGUCUAGUAACAGGAGACCAAAUGCUGUCCAUUUGGAGAUAUGUUGUGGUUGGGGCCGUUGUCGCUGCUGCCGUGCUUACACCGUCAACUGACCCUUUAACACAAGUGCUUUUGGCUGGGCCUCUGCUGGGUCUCUACUUGGGAGGUGCAUGGAUGGUAAAGUUUAUCAGUCGUUAAUUGUUGCCUAUUUGUAGGCUCGUGGCGGCAUAGAACAUUGAUUUUAUUUGGCAACUACCUGGAAAACAUGGAUUUCACAUCAAAUCACCCAAGAGGAUUUAUGUUAAAACACCCAAGGAA
This is a messenger RNA of Telopea speciosissima, 1260 nucleotides long. Its product is annotated as sec-independent protein translocase protein TATC, chloroplastic-like. NCBI's taxonomy places the organism in Eukaryota, Viridiplantae, Streptophyta, Magnoliopsida, Proteales, Proteaceae. Gene Ontology annotation, biological process: intracellular protein transmembrane transport; protein transport by the Tat complex. The record is from RefSeq and is a predicted model, not a curated record. Bases 76 to 1140 code for a protein of 354 amino acids. Gene Ontology annotation, cellular component: TAT protein transport complex; membrane. Gene Ontology annotation, molecular function: proton motive force dependent protein transmembrane transporter activity. The transcript has 4 exons.